Daldinia decipiens is the source of this 1852-nucleotide messenger RNA. RefSeq lists its product as uncharacterized. Gene Ontology annotation, molecular function: hydrolase activity, acting on carbon-nitrogen (but not peptide) bonds. Lineage: Eukaryota; Fungi; Ascomycota; Sordariomycetes; Xylariales; Hypoxylaceae. The record is from RefSeq and is a predicted model, not a curated record. Bases 339 to 1679 code for a protein of 446 amino acids. The transcript has a single exon.
CUCGUAUAUCCUAGUACAUAAACUCACCCUUUUGUAAUAGAAAUACGCAAAAAUAUGAGAUUUUUUUACGCCAUUGCGUUUGUAGCUCGUCCGAGCUAGCCCCUUAUGAAGAUUUAUGAGCACAAUAAUAAGCCAAUGUGAGCUGAAUUCGUUACCGUCCAAUCAGCUUGCCCACCCCCCUUAAUAGGCAAUACUCCGAACUACCUAGGCUACCUACAUUAGGGCGUUGACUGUGCCAAAACCUGAAAACUAUAGUACAUAUAGGUAUCAAUCAUUCUUAAACCAUAACACAGGUCAUUUUAUCUCUUUUAAAUUCUCAUUUAUACGUUAUAUUUCAAAUGAUGCUUCUCAGAGAGCCCAUCUCAGUCAAUAUGAGCAAGGAGAUCACCGUCCACACGUCUUCUCUCUUCGACUCGAAGCAGAAACGCUUCCUUUCGGACCUGUCCAUCUUGAUUGACGUCAACACUGGUUUAAUAACAAGGGUGUAUAAGCGGGACGGACUGGUCGAUGAUGCAUCGCAACCGAACACAAUUGAUCUCCGAGGCCUGACUGUUCUCCCGGGCCUCGUCGACGCUCAUACUCAUAUAUUUCUGCAUGCAUACUCCGAGGUAUCUUCCUUGAACCAGAUGCGCGAUGAGAGCUUCGUCGAAAGGGUAGUGAGAGCUACGAAUCACGCCAGAGCAGCUUUGAUGGCCGGUUACACCACCUACCGUGAUUUAGGUACGGAAGGUUUAAGAGAUGCCGACGUGAGCUUUAGAGAUACCAUUAACCGUGGCAUCAUCCCCGGGCCUCGCAUGUUCGUGGCGACGGAAUGCAUCGCUUCUAGCGGGGGCUAUGAAAUACGGGUGGAGAAUGGCCUCCCUGGAGUCGGCCAGACUACGCCUCGAAUAUCAGACCCCGCGGAUGGCGUCGAUGGUGUUAGAGCAGCUGUCCGUCGGUGCUUGGGGGCUGGUGCUGAUAUCAUUAAGUUCUAUGCCGACUAUAGGAAGCGAGCAUUAAGGUAUCCAAAGCCCAGCUGGGCAGGCGAGAAAGACAUUGCCUUUCCUCCGUCCGACGACGUUAUCACCGGGCAAAGAAACCCGAACAUCAUCCAAUUCACUCAAGAAGAGAUGAACGCGAUGGUGAUAGAGGCAAAACGCUCGGGCGCUCCCAUUUGCGCUCAUGCGCAGAGCCCCGAUGCUGUCGUAAUGGCGGCCAAGGCGGGUGUCACAUCUAUCGAGCACGGCUACAUGCCUAGCGAAGAACCUCUAAAGGCAAUGAAAGAGAACAACACUAUCUUCGUGCCAACACUAGCAGUCUAUCAGAUUUCAUUAGGGGACGGUGAUGCAAUGAAAGCUAUCUUCAAGCACAUUAAAGCUGCCUUCGAUCGGGGAAUCAAGCUCGCUGCUGGCGGUGAUACGGGCGCCUUCGCGCAUGGCGAGAACGCUCUUGAACUAGAACUGAUGGCGAAGGCGGGUAUACCCGUCCUCGAUGUCUUACAAGCAGCGACAUUACACGGCUGGGAGGCAUGCGGUGGAGAUCUUUGUGGUAGAAGGUUUGGGCUGCUGGAUAAAGGAUUUGCAGCUGAUAUCAUUGCUGUUGAUGGCAAUCCGACCGAGGACUUCAGUGCGCUGAGGAGGGUAAAGUUUGUUAUGAAAGACGGGGUUGUGUAUAAGGAGGAGUACAAGGGCUUGUCCUAGAACUGAGUACCUACGUAUAAUAAGUACGCUACCUAAUAUAUGCCACUAAAAUUAGUAGCCUGCUAGUCUUCAUCAGCGCUAGAAACCUUCUAUGCUUCAACGCCCUAGGCUAGCUAGCUCCUUGUUUUGACAGCGGGAUUUAAUCGAGACUUAUUAAACACUCAAAUAAAUCC